Messenger RNA from Sabethes cyaneus, 1485 nucleotides. RefSeq lists its product as uncharacterized. Gene Ontology annotation, biological process: DNA integration. The coding region runs from base 1 to 1485 and encodes 494 amino acids. Lineage: Eukaryota; Metazoa; Arthropoda; Insecta; Diptera; Culicidae. The record is from RefSeq and is a predicted model, not a curated record. Gene Ontology annotation, molecular function: nucleic acid binding. The transcript has a single exon.
AUGCCGCCGCCUCAAGAUGUUCCGUCACUCCGUUCAUAUCUUGGUGCCGUAAAUUAUUACGCAAAGUACAUUCCGGAAAUGCGAAAGUUACGGUUCCCGAUGGAUCAACUCUUGAAAUCUGGCGCAAAGUGGAUUUGGUCGGAUUCAUGUCAGCGAUCAUUCAACCGAUUCCGUGAAAUUCUACAGUCACCGUUAGCGCUCACCCACUACAAUCCAACCAUGGAACUCAUAGUGUCAGCGGAUGCGUCAAACUACGGAAUUGGAGCGCGAAUUGCCCACAAGCUGCCAGACGGAUCAGUGAAGCCGAUAUCGUAUGCGUCAAGAAGCCUCACACCAGCCGAGUCCAACUACAGUCAAAUCGAGAAGGAAGGGUUGGCGUUGAUCUUCGCAGUAACACGGUUCCAUCGGAUGAUCUUCGGACGACAUUUCGUUUUGGAAACGGACCACAAGCCAUUGCUAGCUAUCUUUGGUUCGAAAAAGGGCGUCCCGGUGUAUACAGCCAACAGACUCCAGCGAUGGGCGUUAACGUUGUUGCUGUACGACUUCAGCACCAAAUAUGUCAGUACGGAUAGUUUCGGCUAUGCAGAUAUCCUGUCCCGUCUGAUCAACACCCACGUCCGUCCAAACGAAGACUACGUCAUCGCAUCGAUCGAACUGGAAGAAACCAUGGAAGACAUCGUCAAGCAGUCAGUGAAAGUUCCACAGUUACAGCAGUUCUAUCAGCGGCGUGACAGUCUCUCAGUUGUUUCCGAUUGUCUCAUCUACGGGGAACGACUAGUGAUUCCAACGAAAUUCCAAGAUCGAGUUCUACGCCUUCUACACAAGGGACACCCAGGAGUAGAAAGGAUGCGGUCCGUAGCACGUAACUACGUCUAUUGGCCUGGAAUCGACGAGCAGAUCAGUCAACGUGUUCGUUCGUGCGUGGAAUGUUCGAGAGCAGCCAAGACCAACAGUAAAACCAACCUGGAAUCUUGGCCAGCACCAGAAAAGCCUUGGCAGCGGAUACAUGCAGAUUAUGCUGGACCUGUUGACGGCAAUUACUAUUUGAUUGUUGUUGAUGCUUUCAGCAAAUGGCCAGAAAUCAUCUCUACCAAGCGUAUCACAACAUCUGCAACUGUGGCCAUGUUUCGGAAGAUCUUCGCCAGAAACGGAUUUCCGGAGACAUUGGUGACAGACAACGGUACGCAGUUCACCAGUGAACAAUUCGAAGUUUUCUGCAACAACCGUGGCAUCCUGCAUCUGAAGACGCCACCAUACCAUCCACAGUCGAACGGACUCGCCGAGAGAUUCGUCGACACAUUCAAGCGAGGACUUCGCAAAAUCACGGCGGGGGGAGAGGCCCUCGACGAAGCAAUCGAUACUUUCCUACUGUGUUACCGUUCCACUCCAUGUCGUAGCGCACCUGAAGGGAAGUCACCUGCGGAACUACUACUGGACAGGAAACUACGAACAGGAAUGGAUCUACUGAAACCGCUACCCAAGUAA